Molecule: messenger RNA, 837 nt
Organism: Adineta ricciae
Lineage: Eukaryota; Metazoa; Rotifera; Eurotatoria; Adinetida; Adinetidae
Source: the annotation of a GenBank genome assembly
AUGCAAAUUGCUAAUGCGUAUUCUAUACUUUAUUCGAUUGAGGACAACAGGGAUCUUAAAUUAUGUAACAGCAGCUCGUGGCAAGUAAGAGAACAGAGAAAAAAGUCAAAACACAUUAAACAUAAGAUGAGUGACACCGAAAAUAAAGCUAUUACUUCAAACAGUCCAUCGAUAGUUGUCUAUUGGCUGGCUGAUAGUCGAGCUGAUCGGAUACUGUUGUUGCUUGAAGAAUUAGAAUUACCGUACGUGAUCCAAAAAUUCGAACGGGGUCCGGAUAAACUGGCACCAGCAGAAUUAAAAAAGAUCCAUCCAUUAGGAAAGAGUCCAGUAAUCAAAGAUGGCGACAAAGUUGUAGCCGAAUCAGGUUUUAUUAUUGAUUAUUUAAUUAGUAAAUAUGGAAAAGAAAAACAUCUAAAACCAACAAAUGAAGAAGAUUUAUUUCAAUAUAAUUAUUUCUUACACUAUAUCGAAGGCAGUCUGAUGCCUAUUCUAGUUAUGAAAUAUAUUUUCCUAAAUUUACAAAAACAAGCUCCAUGGUUGGUGAAGCCUGUGGUGAAUGGCAUUUGCAAUAAAAUCGAUCAGUUAUAUUUAGGACCAAAUAUUCGAGCACAUCUGGAUUUUCUCGAAGGAGAACUCAAACAACGCAAAUGGCUCGCCGGUGAACAAUUUUCCGGUGCUGAUAUUCAGGCAAGUUUUACAUUGGAAAUGUUAUUGAAACGAUCGAAUGCAAAUGAAGAAAAUGUGCCUAAUUUAAGCCGAUACGUUGCAGCAAUGCGUGAACGACCUGCAUACAAACGUGCAAUGGAGAAAGUGGGCAAAAGCUGCAUUGCUGAAUGA